AUGCACGAUAGCAGCGAUAACGGGCAUGGGGACCCCGUUUUGACCGCUUUCACAUGCGCCUUGAUAGCAUCAACACGAGUUCUUUAUGUCGUGGGUACCGAACUCAGCGCAGCGUCUGGCUUAGCCACUUGGCGUGAUGAUCCAGUCAUUGUUUGGCGCUUUUACGGAGAGCGGCUGCUCAAAUCACUUGCCUCCCAGCCGAAUGCCGCUCAUCAUGCUCUAGCAGCUCUAGCUACGUGGCAUCCAGGAUGGUUGACGAUAAACCAAAACGUCGAUGGCCUUCUCGAGCAAACCGCUCAUCCGAUGUCAACCCUACUAGGUAUCCAUGGCAGUUUGACGGCUGUUCGCUGUACCGUUUGUAAAUACGUUGUCGACGUCCGUACUCCGCAUGACCUUCCAUUCCUGCUGGCUCUAUCAGAUGACAAUGACCAGGAACGCUCGAUCGGUGUUUCCCAUCUACCGCGCUGUCCUGAAUGCGGAAAUCUACUUCGCCCUGGAGUCGUUUGGUUCGGCGAGCGACUUGCUGCGGGCGCACCGGAUAGUGUCGAUGAAUGGAUGUCUGAAGCACCAGUCGAUCUGGUCAUUGCCAUUGGAACAAGCCUUGAAGUCUACCCAGCCGCUGAGUGGGUCAGUACAGCGCGGGCCGAGGGAGCGUCCCUACUGGUCAUUGACAUCGACAAGGAUAACAAGCUCGCAAGAGAAUUGGAUAACAACGACUGGAUUUUUAAGGGCGAUGCUGCGAUCAUUAUGCCUGAGAUGUUUUGGUCUGUGGAGAGAACAGGAAAGAGAAAUGUAGCAAAGAUCGUUACCAAGACGGACCAGCAGAAUAUUCCAACCGUUGAUACGAAUACUCCUGAAAAGAGGGCUGUCUACGAGCAACAUUCGUACAUGAUGAAGAGACGUCAUGAUUGA
Molecule: messenger RNA, 912 nt
Organism: Verruconis gallopava
Lineage: Eukaryota; Fungi; Ascomycota; Dothideomycetes; Venturiales; Sympoventuriaceae
Exons: 3
Coding region: 1-912 (303 amino acids)
Molecular function (GO): NAD+ binding
Source: RefSeq, a predicted model, not a curated record